This is a messenger RNA of Drosophila willistoni, 1708 nucleotides long. RefSeq names its product mitochondrial import receptor subunit TOM40 homolog 1. The transcript has 2 exons. Gene Ontology annotation, biological process: protein import into mitochondrial matrix. Gene Ontology annotation, molecular function: transmembrane protein transporter activity. The coding region runs from base 362 to 1522 and encodes 386 amino acids. The record is from RefSeq and is a predicted model, not a curated record. Gene Ontology annotation, cellular component: mitochondrial outer membrane; mitochondrial outer membrane translocase complex. Lineage: Eukaryota; Metazoa; Arthropoda; Insecta; Diptera; Drosophilidae.
AAACUUUUACUCAGUGCAUAUCUUAAAUAAAAAACAAACACACGUAUAUUUGGAAAACAAAUAGAAGAACAAAAAUUAUAUUUUUCGGCUUUUGCAAUUGUUUUGUUUUGUGCUUUUUUUUUUGUUUUCUUUUUGUGAAAAUUCAUUUGGCUAAUUUUGUGCUCAAUUUUAUCCAAAUAGUAGUAAAGGAACAACGAAGCUCUCUGACUUUCUUCAGCCAAUCCGGAUACGACUCCUCCCAAUCCUCGUGCUCCGGGUCUCGGAACGAUCAACUCGAUUCUUUUGCUGUGUGCAUUAACGGAAUAUUUUUAUGUUUGAUUUGUGUUUCGAAAAAGUUUUUGGUUAGAGAGUUAAUCCAGCAAUGGGCAAUGCAUUUGCAAAUAAUCCCUUUAACGAUGGAGAGAAAAAUAACCUCUUUAGUUUUUUUGGUAUACGUACGGCCAAUGAAAGAGAUGGCUAUGAUAUAGAUCAAUACCAGCAACGACAAGACAAAGAUCAUAGUUCGUCCUUUACGAAAGCUCCACCAGCAGCAGCACCGCCAACACCAACACCACCCCCACCACCGCCAACACCUUCCCCGACGACUGCUAACACAUCUGAAGAGCCAAUGAGUUGGAGACGAUGGGCAGAUGAAUUAAGUGACAAAUCAGAGAAGAGAAAUCCUGGCACAGUGGCCGAUUUACAUCGACGAUGUCGUGAGAUCAUACCGACACCAUUCGACGGUCUGAAGAUAAUCAAAAACAUGGCCUUAAAUGACCAAUUGGGCAUAGGACAUGCCCUAACAUUGUCAGUGCCUGGCAAUUCGUUGUAUCAGUUUAGUGCCAGUUAUAUUGGCGACCAUCAUCAUAUCGUGACCGGAGAGAAUUUUCCUACGCUGACGGGCGAAAUUGAUGCCAAGGGGAAUCUGACGGCCAAUAUUACCAACUAUUUGUCGGCGCGCAUACGCAGUAAAUUCAGUGCCACCAUGGUCGAUUCAGAGGUAGUGCACAGUCAACUGAGCGCGGAUUACUUGGGCGACGAUUUCACCUUUUCGCUGAUACUGAACAAUGUGGAUGUGAAGCAACGUACCGGUGUGAUAGUGGCCUCAUACCUGCAGGAGUUGAUGCCAACACUAUCAGUCGGCGUGGAGCUUAUCUAUCAAACCGAUGAAACGGUGCCGGGCGGUCAUGCGGCCGUUGUAUCCACUGUGGCGCGCUAUCAGAGCGGCAAUAAGCAAUGGUCGGGAUCGAUUAAUAUCAAUUCAUUGGAAUUGUGCUAUUCUCAGUCAUACGGCCAAUGCUUGCGUGCCUGUGUGGAAAUGCAGGCAGAUUUUCUGAAACGUCAAGCCCUCGGACAAUUGGCCUAUCAUUGCACCUUGCCGAGUGCUCAAUUCAAUUUUCGGGGUUGCAUUGAUACGCGUGGGGUAAUUAGCGCUGUGUGGGAGAAGCGACUGGAACCGUUGCCAAUGUUAUGGGUGAUUGCUGCUAGAAUGAAUCAUGUAUCGGGUAAUUUUCUUUUAGGCAUUGGCACGGUCAUGGAUUAGUCAACAAUAAGAAGUGACCCAGACGGUCAGACAGACAUACCGAGAGACAGUAAGAAGAGAGCUGAGAUGUGUGAUAUUUAUUCAAAACUUUUAUAUAUGUACACAUAUGUAUAUUGUAGGUACCUUGUCUUAUUCCGUAUACAGAAUGUAUGUCUUAGAAAAAGAACAGAAAGAAGAAACAAAUUA